AUGGCCACCAACGGAGCCCCGGCAUUGGGUGCACGACCAUUGGGGCCUGAGUACGUCAUGGGUCCACCGGUCGUGACAUUGCCGACCGGAUCGCCAUUGGAGCAAUUCCAGUGCAUUGUCAGCUCGAUUGGCGAGCACGCCCAUCCGCCGCAUCACAGAUUGAGGUGGAAUUCUGAGAUGGUAUUGUCUCGCAUGCGAGAAGCCAUUGCCAUUUUCUAUGCCCACCUGGCGUGCAUUGCCUCGUCAUUGGAGCUACACCAAUGGAAGACUGCACUCAUUGAGACCACGCAGAUUGUCGACAAUUACGUCACUGUGACAUUGGGCGAAGAAGGAGGAUUCGUCCACCUUGAUUGCCCAAUCAUCAUGGAGAUUGCCGAACUUGUGCAUGACGCAUUGACGGCGUAUUCGCGCCAAUACGUGCGAUUCAACCACAAGAUUGGCGGAAUUGAAGUGCAACUUGGAUGGACAGUUGGGAAUAAGUAUUCCCGCACAUUGACUCCUGACGGAUUCCCAGUCCAUUGUGGUUUCGCCAAUUGCAUCUUCCUCAACCUAUUGUGGGUUUGCAACCGCUGCAUUGGGACGAUGAGUCAGCCGGACAUUGAGGAUGGCAUUCCCAUCUUCUCGCCAAACUUGGCGUUUCUCAUUGUCGAUAAGACAGUUGAGUGUUACUACGCAUUGAGGAGCAUCUUCACACGUACCAUUGCUGUCACAUCGUACAAUUGUCAGAACUACGCCCCUGUGGAGGGCUUGAUGGAUUGGUUCUGCUGCAUUGCUCUCCCAGCAAGCUUGAUUGAGUCGCUGAAUGCUGGAUUGACGACGCUGAUACCCACGCCAUUGGGUCAACUUAAUGCCCAAUUGACAGUGGAUGCUGCCUUGAGAAAAUUGCUUUGCAUUGUAUCACAAUUGUUCUUUUCUGUCGAGCAGCUGGUGCCUAGCACCCAUGAUGCGAUUGCCAACACGUAUUCGCACAUUAUGCCUGGAUUGGUACGCAAUCAUAGCAUUGUGUUGGAGCUUCCGACUCUGAGCGUUGAGGGAUUGGCAUCAUUGGUUCACAAUUCCAGUUAUGCGAAUUGGGUUCCAACGGAGACGGUGCACAGGCAUUGCACCCUGCCAUUGACGCAUCUAGAGAUUGAAGGAACUCCGGAAUUGUACUUUCUCACUGAGAAUGGUGAUGAGAUUGCUGCAGACGAUAUUGCCUCCACGGCAAGUGCAGGCAUUGAUUCGAGCACAGAUCCAGUACCCUCUUCAUUGACCAGAGAGGAGUACAACAUUAUGUUGUCUACUGCUGCUGCGAUUGCGAAGAAGCGCAAAGGUCAUUGA
Molecule: messenger RNA, 1320 nt
Organism: Symbiodinium sp. CCMP2592
Lineage: Eukaryota; Dinophyceae; Suessiales; Symbiodiniaceae
Source: the annotation of a GenBank genome assembly